This is a messenger RNA of Saprolegnia diclina VS20, 1043 nucleotides long. RefSeq lists its product as hypothetical. The record is from RefSeq and is a predicted model, not a curated record. Lineage: Eukaryota; Oomycota; Saprolegniomycetes; Saprolegniales; Saprolegniaceae. The transcript has a single exon. The coding region runs from base 90 to 986 and encodes 298 amino acids.
UGGUAACCAAACGCGUGGAUCGACGAAGUUGAAGCGGUGCGAUCCCAGUCGUGAUAGGAACAGUCUCACAAUUGCCUCCUUCGAGCAACAUGCGACUGGGCUUGCUCGUCCCGCUCGCCCAUGCCGCUUUCGCCCAGACCAUCACCUUUCCCAACACGACGGUUGUUGCAACGACGGUGCCAGCACCGUCGCCACCGCCAGCCGCACCAACGAGCACACCAGGAACGACCCCGCCGGUGAUGACGGCGCUUUUGCGAACAGUAACGCCGACGCCGUGGUCGGCAGCCCCAACGACCGAUGCUGCUAUAGUCGCCGUCGAGGCGACUCCCUCGAUCGCACCGCUCUCGGUCACGGAAGCGCCGCCCAAAAUGGCUCCCAUCGGAACGCGUCCAAUCGUGGCCUUGCCGUCGAACCCAACAACUGCUCCGAUUUUCAAACCGCAAGAGAGCGUGGCCACGCCAGUGCCAAGUCCGGCGAGUCCAUCUAUGGAGCCAAAAGGUGUCGGUGGCGGUGUCCUCGGUGUCGUUGGUGGUGUCAUCGCCGCCGUCGGACUGCUCGGCGCCUGCAUCAUGCUCGGCAUGCACGCCAAGCACCGUCUGGCGACGAUGAGCAACGAAAAAAGCCCGAGUGGGUCGCCGCCGAUCUGGACGCCGUUCGACGACGCGAUUGAAGCGUCGAUCACACGCCUCGAGUCGACGCUCCUCGGCUCCCAGCGCUUGUCGCAGCUCGUGGACGCCAACCCCUCAGCGAUCGUCGAAGCGUCGCCGGUUCAGCGGUCGUCGCUCGUGUUUGAGAGCUCGCGCGGGUCCAUCAGCGUCGACACGACGCACCGCGGGAGCUACGGCGGCGUCGCGCUCCGUGUCCCAAGCCUCUUGGACCACCCUCCCGAGACGUACGAGAUGCGCCUCUCGAUCAUGGCAGCGCGGGCGUCGGAACCCGCUCUCGAUGCCACUGGGAAGCCACUUCCCCGCGAGAUGACCUUUUAGCGUCCUCUUUGCGUGUUUAUUUAUCGUUGAUUCUAUCCGUAUUUUUGAUUCUUCCCA